GGGCAAAACCUCCAUAACAAGAUCGAGUCGGCAAUAAUCGUCUCUCUCUCAAAAGGUAAAGAAAAAAAAUGGCACCACCACCAAAGGGUGUAAUGAUUUCAGUACCAGUCUUGGUAGCUUCAGUAGCUGCCUCCGCCAUUUUCAUCUUCUUCCUCAUUCCUUUCCUCUCAUCUUGCUCCACCACCCCCUGCAAUUGUCCCACUUCUACCAUAAAAACAAUCACCACCGCCCCUACCAGUACCAAUAACUACCAGAGAUCAUCAACCAAUCAAAUCUCUCCUACUCAAGAAGACAUCGACUGGUGGAAAAAUCAAAUCCAAAAGAACCAAUUACAGGAUUACAUGGAAACACGUAAUAAGCUUCGUAAAGGGAUUAAUCCUCGUACUCGUGCUCAACAACUCCAAGAUCUCAUCCAGUUUAAAGGAAUUUCACAUUAUGAAGGUGAGGAAUCUGAGAAUCACACUGUUUUAUCAUGUCCUGGUGAGUUACUAGUAGAGGAACACCAUAGUAAUUAUGGAGAACCGUGGGCAGGUGGUAGAGAUGUAUUUGAAUUUCUAGCUGAAUCGAGUAAGUUAAUUCCGGGUUCUCGAGUUCUUGAAAUUGGGUGUGGUACUCUUCGUGUUGGUUUACAUUUUAUUAGGUACUUAGAUUCCCAACAUUUUCAUUGUUUAGAAAGAGAUGAAUUGUCAUUGAUAGCUGCAUUUAGGUAUGAACUACCAUCCCAAGGUUUAUUACACAAACGGCCCUUAAUUUUGAAAGGGGAAGAUAUGGAUUUUACUAGAUUUGGAUCGGAUGUUGUUUACGACUUAAUUUAUGCUAGUGCUGUUUUCUUACAUAUGCCGGAUAAUCUUGUGUGGAUUGGAUUAGAGAGAUUAAGUGGUAAAUUGAAACCAUCUGAUGGAAGGAUUUUUGUUUCACAUAACAUUAAGUUUUGUUCGAGAUUAGGUAGUGAUGAAUGUACUAAACGGUUGUCGCGUUUAGGUCUUGAAUAUGUUGGAAAACAUACUCAUGAUAGUUUGUUGUUUAAUCAUUAUGAGAUAUGGUUCGAGUUUAGAAGAUCUAUGCUGUAGGAUUGUAGGUAAUUUGUCAUUUGUGAAUAUAAUUGGAGUUGUAACUCGGAAAAACAUGGGAAGAAACUCAAGUAACUUCAAUGUGCUUGUUGUGUUGCGGCUCGGCCUGUGUUCUUGCAAGAUCUACAAGGGUGAACUGUUCCACGAGUGAUGUUUAUUUUCUUUAUGAGGAAGAGAGGGACAAUUUUGAAGAUCACUCUGCCAAUGUGUUGUGAAUUUGGAAGAAUCGAAAACCUUCUGUGUAUUAUCAGGAAUUUGGACGGUUUUGCCACUUGGGUAUAGAAGGUUGGAAUGAUUUUUUUGAAGUGUCAUUUGCUUUGUGAAAGAAGUACUCAUUUGUUCUGUAAAAACUGAUUAUAUAUCGAUUCUAUUUUAAUUUUUAAAUUGAUUGCUACACUUCCCAUGUUCAAGUGCAGCAAGUGAAUGUGAAGUGUAAUAGCCAUUUUAAACUUAAAGCUGGUUGACUAGCCUCUGUGCUAGGAUAGAAGA
This is a messenger RNA of Papaver somniferum (opium poppy), 1559 nucleotides long. RefSeq lists its product as uncharacterized. NCBI's taxonomy places the organism in Eukaryota, Viridiplantae, Streptophyta, Magnoliopsida, Ranunculales, Papaveraceae. The transcript is spliced from 2 exons. The record is from RefSeq and is a predicted model, not a curated record. Bases 69 to 1070 code for a protein of 333 amino acids.